AUUCUUACGGCUUUUUAUUCGUGUAUUUACUUUGGUUUUCAUUCGUUCGAAAAAUAAGUUUCUUUAGUUGUUUGAAAUAUCAAGGCAGAUGUCGAGUAUAGCGACUGAAUCAAGGUUGACGGUAGCCAUUUUUGUAGAGCAUGAGUAAACGUAUGCUUGCGAUAACUGAUGGGUCGAGUUCGCGGUCACGUAGACGCAGUAGAUCGCCAGAAAAGUCUCCAGAUUCAGCUCCUCGAAAACGUAAGAGCAGAUGGUCUGCAGUUGAAACAGAUCGGAUUUUUAUACCUGGUAUGCCUACUCAGCUGCCCCCAAAUCUUACACCGCAACAGGAAAGAGUGUACAUCAUUCAGCUUCAAAUCGAAGAUAUGUCUAGACGCUUGAAAAGUGGAGAUUUGGGUAUCCCUAAAAAUCCGGAAGACAGAUCCCCUUCACCGGAACCUAUAUAUAGCAGCGACGGUAAGCGCUUGAACACAAGGGAAUAUAGGACCCGCAAAAAGCUGGAAGAUGAUCGUCACGCACUUGUACAACAACUUAUGGAAAUUAAUCCUGAAUAUAAACCACCCUCUGACUACAAAGCUCCACAGAAUAGAAUAACGGACAAAGUAUUUAUCCCCCAAGAUAACCACCCGGAUAUCAACUUCGUUGGGCUCUUGAUUGGACCGCGUGGGAAUACACUUAAGGCACUGGAAAAAGAUACGGGCGCAAAAGUAAUAAUUCGCGGAAAGGGCUCUGUUAAAGAAGGCAAGGUUGGAAGGAGAGACGGACUUCCUUUACCUGGUGAAGACGAGCCUCUACACGCUUUCAUCUCAGCACCUUCAGCCGAAUGUGUAGACAAAGCAGUUAAAAAAAUUAAUGAGAUAAUAAGACAAGGAAUUGAGAUACCAGAGAGCCAAAACGAUCUUCGAAGAGCCCAGUUGCGCGAGCUUGCUUUACUUAAUGGGACAUUGCGUGAGCACGAAGGUUUGAUGAAACUACGUGCAAUGGCCGAAGCCCAGUCAAUUGCUACCAACAAAAUCCAAUGUGGUAUAUGUGGAGGUGCUGGACAUCUGUCAACCGACUGCAAAGCACUGUUGGGUGGUCAGGCAUAUCUUGAUCAGCUUAAUGCCAACCCCGGUGAAAGAGCCAAAAUGGAUAGCGAAUACACUGCAUUAAUGGCGGAGCUCGGUGUAGGUGGUUCACAAGGUUUGCCUCCCGGUCUUAGAGGCUUUAAUGCUUUACAACCACAACCUACCCGCCCGACUCGUCAGCCCCCGCCUCCUGGUGUUGCAGCUUUUGAUGACGACGACGAUGGAGACGCUGGAACAAACUGUACUACUGCUACAACAACUUCAACGGUUUCAACCACGGUUUCUUCUCCCAACCAGUAUGCAUUUGCUUUGCCACCACCACCCCCUCCUCCCUCUCAGUAUGCACCUAUGGUGACACCUGUUUCUCCAUGGGCGACUCCUGUAGUCGUACCACCUAUGCCUGGAUAUCCGUCAACUGCCGCCUAUCCUACUUCCGGAGUCCCCGCAGUUGCAGGAGCCUAUUCCGAAGUGCCAGUUGCAACAAAUGGUGGUUCCUCAUUAAACCAUUGGCAUCCCUCCGUCCCUGGAUCAGCUUCUUGGGGCGAUAGCUCAUCACAAGUACCAGGUGGUGUACCUGUUCCCGGUACAGCAAUGGUUCCUCCCUACUACCUGCCCACACCUACGGAUUACUGGGCAGGUUAUGCGGGAGGUUACGCAGCUCCUGUACCCAACCCACCCCCUCCUCCACCACCACCUGGAGUCUAGAUUCAUUAACCGUCACUAUUCACUUGCAGCCAUAAAACCGAAACAACUCCCUGUACAAAUUCAAAGCAUAAAUGGCUUUAUAGCAUCACUGAUUUAUGUUUAUAGAAAUCAAGCUUGUUUAUCAUUGUUCUAACAGUUUCUGUGCAAACAUAUUGAUUCUAUGAAAAUUGUUUAUUUUCUCAUUAUAUCUGUUUGAUAAGUUUUCCUGUUUCUGACUGGACAAUACAAUGAAAUAAUAGUGAAUGUUGGUUAGUGUGAUGAGUCAUUGUUGUUUCACGUUGUUCUCUUGGACAGACUGCAUUAAAUUGACACAUUUCAUUCUCUACAUUCGUUCAGGCACUUAAUUUAAGCUAACUAAUUCGUUUUUAGCGGUAUUAUGUUGUGCUUAAAGACUGCUCUUAUAAAUCAUUUUAGUGAGUUAAUAUUGCAUCAGUUGUCUAGUGUAGUGCUUCGUUAUUGUAAGGAGAACUAUUCAGCUUAUUGUAUAUUGAGCUGUUGAACAUUAAACUUUUGUUUAAGUACCCGUAGGUUGAUUUCGUUCAUAAAUUUCUUCAAAAGGUGUCCACGUAGUUCACAUUGAUUCAUGGUAACUCACAUGCUAGGUUAUAAAAUUUACAAGAAAAUAACCACUUUUUCUAUUUUAAACUUCCUGCAUAUUUUAUUGCAUAUAUGUAUUCUCAUAACAUCAAAGAGACUAAAUAGAAAUAAUUGAAUAAAAGAAAUAUG
This is a messenger RNA of Schistosoma guineensis, 2498 nucleotides long. Lineage: Eukaryota; Metazoa; Platyhelminthes; Trematoda; Strigeidida; Schistosomatidae. The record is from the annotation of a GenBank genome assembly.